Periophthalmus magnuspinnatus is the source of this 3453-nucleotide messenger RNA. It is a transcript of the gene gldn, whose product is annotated as gliomedin. The record is from RefSeq and is a predicted model, not a curated record. NCBI's taxonomy places the organism in Eukaryota, Metazoa, Chordata, Actinopteri, Gobiiformes, Gobiidae. Gene Ontology annotation, cellular component: cell surface. Bases 129 to 1880 code for a protein of 583 amino acids. Gene Ontology annotation, biological process: signal transduction. The transcript is spliced from 10 exons.
GGACUGUAUUCAACCGAGCUUCAGACGCACCAAGAUCUGGACUCGGGACUCUGCUCCAAAACUCCAUCUCCGUAUUGGAUUUCUGUGAUUUUUUAUUUUAUUUUGAGAUUUUGAAGUAUUUUUUUUGAAUGCAGAAACGUAAUAGCGACGUUAUAACCAUGUGGAUCCCUACCCCGAGCCUGACCGUCCUGCAGCGGGUGAUCCUCUACGGGACUUGCGUUUUGGCUGUUUUGAAUUCCUUGGGUUUUUUGGUCGUUUUGGUGCAGCAAAACCAGCAGGCGGCGCAAUUGGAGAAAGCGGAUAUGAGAUUGACGAAUAUCGAGGAGAGUUCAGUUGUGGAGUUCUUACAGGAGGCGCCCAGAAGGGGUCCAGGGGGAGCGUUGGGGCAGCAUCGGUACAUGUAUUCGCGAAAUAAGCGUAGCGGUGGUGAAGAGGAGGAGGAGGGUGCAGAGGAUGGGGUAGAGGAGGACCAAAAUGGGGCAGAGGAGAUGGGGUACGAAGGGUCUGAGCAGGAAGUCAGUCAGGAGGUGGGCGAAGAGGCGCAGAUGAAGAACCCGAAUAAGAGGAAGCAGAAGUAUCACCAUGGUUACCACAAAGCUCACGUACAGGACGACAUGAUGAUGAUGAUGACCUACUCCAUGGUCCCGAUUAAGCUCUUGAUUGACAUUUGUAACAGCUCCAAGGGCGCCUGCAUCGCUGGACCUCCGGGACUCCCUGGUUUGCCUGGUACGAACGGGAUGCCCGGAAUUAACGGCACUGAUGGUAUCCCUGGCCUGAAUGGAACGCCCGGGGUGGAUGGGAAGAGAGGUAAAAGAGGGCCUCCAGGUGAGAAGGGUGACCCAGGAGAGAGAGGGGAGCCGGGGGAGCCGGGGGAGCCUGGUCCUCCCGGAGAGAGCGGCCCACCGUCCAACGACGUCAUCAUCGAAGGCCCCCCAGGCCCCCCAGGACCUCCCGGAGCUCCAGGUGCUGCUGGUCCCCCGGGUCCCCCAGGUCCUCAGGGUCCUCCGCGGAUCAGACACAACAGAGCCCACCUGCAGGCUGCACAGAUGCUGGUGCCGUUACAAGCCAACACCCCAAAUGACGGCACUGCUUUAAAAGACACGAUGAAGCUCCACGAGAAACCGGCCAAGAGAAAUGAGUGUCUGAUCAAGUCCCUGAUAAACCCCAGAGAGGUGUCCCAGACCGACAGCACGUUCGGGUCCUGGAUGAAGGACACGGCUCUGCUUCACAACGAGAAGAUCUGGGUCGCCGAACACUUCUCUGGUCGCGUGGUGAAGGAGUACCAAAGCCUCGGUGCGUUUCAGAAUGGCAGUUACACUCUUGUGGAUGUGAGAAAGUUCUUCCAGGGCUGUGGUCACGCUGUUCACAACGGCUCUCUGUACUACCACAUCGCUGGGACCCCCACCAUCGCCAGAUUCCACUUUGAAACACGAAGACUCCACAUUCUCCACAUCGACAACGCUCUGUACCACAACCUGGCCUAUCUGCUGCAAAACUCAAAGACCUACUUCAAAGUGGCGGCGGACGAGAACGGCAUGUGGCUCAUCUUCGCGUCCAGCGUUGAUGAUGUCAUAAUGGUGGGACAGCUGGACCAGAAGACCUUCUCCAUCACGUCCUACAUCAACACCACGUAUCCCAGAGCCAAAGCGGGGAACGCCUUCAUCGCGUGCGGUGUCUUGUACGUGACCGAUACUAAAGACAACAGAGUGUCUUUCGCGUUCGAUUUGUUAAAAGGGAAACCGGUGAAUGUGACCUUUGACCUGCGGCCUUCGGGAGGGGUCCUGGCCAUGUUGUCCUACAGUCCUAAAGAAAGACACCUGUACAUGUGGGACAAUGGGUAUGUGAGACUCUAUGUGGUUCACUUUAUAUCUGAUGAGUGACGAAAUCAACACCGAAAUCUGAAAAACUUCAAAUUGGUCGAGAUAAGUUUAAGGAUGAUGAUGUUCAAGGUCUGAUGUCACACAAAACUGACUCUUUUGAGCUUUAAGCCAUGUUAUAAUGUUGUUUCCUCGUCAAAAAAAUAUCUGGAGUUGUGUUUUGUUUCAUUCACACGUUUGAGUAACUCUUCAUUAUCAGUCUGUUACAUCUCCAAAGCUCAAAAUGCGACGUUCCACCUUGUGAUGUCAUGGUAGUUUUAUAAUUAACAGCUACUUUUUAACUUAAUUCAGAGAUGGACAAUUCCAGGGCUGAAAUGAUCCAAAUGAUUGUAGUGAGAGUCUAUGGAGUUUAAAAACACAGUGGAGCACUUCCUGUAUUACCACAUGAUGACAUCACAAGGUGGAACAGAGUAUUUUCAGCUUGAGAGAAGAAAUAAAGAAGCCUAAAUGUGCAGGGUUUAUGUGUUAAACAUGUGUGAAUGAAACAAAACACAGCUCUAGGUCUGUUUGUGAUGACGAAACAACAGAACAGAUCAGAAAAUAGUGCAACAUGGGACUUUUAAAGAUGCACUAUGUAACUUUUGUGGUACAGGGUCUGCCACCUUUCUCAUUCUCAUUUAUAGAUAUUAUUGCUUUGCCUUGAGUAUUCCACACUAUGGCAUUCGUCAGGGCAACUAGAUCAAACGAGAUCAGACAUAAAAACCUGUACACAGACAAGGCCGAGUUACAGGUCAGAUCUGUGGAGAAGCGAUCCCGCUCAUGGCAAUGUUUUUGUAGAUUCUGUGUUAAUAAAACAUCUCCAAUAAAAAAAAAAAGAGCAUGGUUUAAUGCCACACUGUGGAACAUUCCUGGCAAACUAAUUUCUCUUCAGAAACGCAGACGGCACACCCAUAAUCAAAAAGUUACAUGGUGGAACUUUACGAUACCACGCUACCAUGGUGUGGUAUCCUCCUCAAAAACAACAGUUGUGUUAAAGGAUUUUCCAGUUUCCAGCAAAAAGGGCUUAUAGUUUUAAAAAAGCAAGAAAAAUCCAUCAUACAGUUUAAGGUUUCCUCAGCAUCCUCAGAGUGAUCACGUGAUGUUGCUGUGAUGUGGAGACAGGACGACAGCGCCAUCUGCAGUCGGAUGUUUACUCCAUCCAAGUACAAACAAACGUCACUGGGACAGAGGACAACAUUGUCGCUGGAUUAAGAAGGCGAAACAUGCCGCCGGUACUUUAAACCUGGACGAGGGGGCUUAUCUCCUCUCACACACCUGGGAUACUGUCCUAAAGAAGUCGGACUGCAGGUGGCGCUGUUGUCCUGCCUCCACCAGUAGAAAGAUAGCGCCAAAACCUGUUUAAAUCAGCUGACCGGACACGCUGCAGUAACAUCACAUGACCACUCUGAGGCGCUAGUGAGCUGUCGAAACUGUCAGGGAUGAAAACAAACUAAACUUUGGUCUGGAAAAAUAAUCCAUUAAAAUAAUUUCUUCUUUAGCCAUUUGGUUUAAUGCUAAUGACGCUAGGCUAAGUGGACGACUGGCUGGUUAUUUUAUGUGUAUGUUCUAAUCUGUGUUUACAGUAAGUGUAGGGUGA